Molecule: messenger RNA, 2237 nt
Organism: Klebsormidium nitens
Lineage: Eukaryota; Viridiplantae; Streptophyta; Klebsormidiophyceae; Klebsormidiales; Klebsormidiaceae
Source: the annotation of a GenBank genome assembly
AGGCGGGGGACUGAAAUGCUGCGCCUCCUUUAAUCCUUCUCUUCCCCCUCAACAAGCAAGCGAACACAAUUAGAAAGGGAUAGCAAGCAACUCCCGCUUUAAGGAUGACUUCGCAGGCUGUGCUGUUGGCCAGCGGCAGUGCAUGCGGGCAUGCACUUGCAUGUUCACUUCCCAAACCAGAGAAGUCCGUCCAUGCCGUUCGAUGGGCACACAAUGCUGUGAGAAAACAUCAAGUGAAAGUGGCCGGCAGGCCUGUGCCCACCAGUCGUAAGCCCCAGAUGCGUCAGCCACGAUGGGUGUGCAUGGCAGAGGGGGAGGAUGGCAGCACCCAGGUGAAGGAGAAGAAGAAGGAAGACUUCAGUGUGGCCAGUUAUCUGAAAGCCCUGGAGAACCUGAAGAAGGCGGAACAAGCUGUGGAGCAGCUGAAGAACGAAGCAGAGGAAAACAACCACGAGCUUCCCAAAGCGGAGGAACAGCUCAAGACAGCCAAGGAGACGGCGCAGAAGGUGGAAAGCCAGCAGCAGAAGAAGGGUGCGGAGCUGAGCCAGAAGGAUUUGGACACUCUGCAUGCGGCGAUUGACCAGGCGUACCAGACAGCCAAGGAACAGGGGCUCAUCAAAGACCCACUCGACCUAGGCAAGCUGCGAAGGGCGUUCGAUUACAAUACAUUCAAUGUGACGGACAGCAUCCGAUAUGGCUCCGGAGGCAUCUUUCCGGGGGCUUUGAAGAAGCCGCUCGAGGAGGUCCGCCCUGUGCUGGAGAAGAAGCUGAAGGAGGCGGCCGGAACAGACGUAUACGUGUGGUAUAACUACGCAGCUGGGACGGAGGACACGGUCAUCAUCGUUGUUCAGAGGAAAGAAGACGUAGACCAGUUGCUGGAGGCCGGCUCUCUGAAUAAGCCCCUCGGCUGGGGCCUGGUGCUCUUUCUCGCGGUCGCAACCGUCGCCAGUGUCGGCUCCCUUGGGCUGUCUUUCCUGCCGAACGCCCUGGUCAACAGUCAAGCGGACAUCUGGGAGAGGCUCGGCCCCAUCAUGCUGGCAUUUGGCAUCAUCGUUGGUGUGUCUGAGACGUCCACCCGUUUGGUGGCCAAGAAGAACGGCGUGAAGCUGGGUCCCACGGUAUUCAUCCCGUCCGGUUGGACCGGCUGCCUCGGUCUCGCCAACAGCUUCGAGUCGGUGCUGCCAGACAGAAACGCUUUCUUCGAUGUUGCCGCGGUUCGAGCUGGCAGUGCCCUGCUGACGUCACUGGUCCUGGCAGCAGUGGCGCUGUACGGCGAUAAAGGCGCCACUGGUGGACCGCAUCCGCUGUACAUAACCCCCACGUUCUUCGUGAACAACCCUCUGGUGUCCUUCAUCCAGUACGUCAUUGGUCCGUACUCGGAUGAGCUAGGCAACGUGCUGCCGCAGGCCGUGGAAGGCCUCGGAGUGCCUGUCAAUCCGCUCGCCUUCGGGGGCCUCUUUGGCAUCGUGGUGUCUUCGAUCGACCUGCUCCCAUCGGGGCGCCUCAGCGGAGGCCGCAUCGCGCAGGCGCUUUUCGGUCGCAAGAUCGCGCGCCGCAUCAGCUUCACCACCAAUCUGCUGCUCGGGUUGGGCGGACUGAGCGGCAGCGUGCUGUGCCUGGCCGUCGGCUUCAUCGCGCUCUUCUUCCGGGGCGGGGAGGAGCUGCCGGCGAUUGAUGAGAUCACUCCCGUGACCAAGUGGAGGUUUGCUGUGGGCUUGUCCCUGUUUGCCAUCCUCCUGAUCACGCUCUUCCCAAACAGUGCUGGCACCUUCCCGAGCACCUUCUACAUCCCGCCCUAUCUGGAACGGUUGAUCAAUCCAGAGGUGUAAACUGGCGGGAGAAUGCAGGCUCGCAAGAUUUGUCCUUCUCGGCCCGUGUUUCGUUUCGUGUGUCUCACAGAGCUGCAUAGUCACGAGUUGAUAGUCUUAAUACGAUGUGGUGAAUGUCGUUGAGAGGGACAUAAAGCACGGUACGCCGAAGAGGCAGACCGUGUCUGUUGGAUUGCCGUAAGCAGGUUGUUUUUGUGAAUCUAUUAGGCACACAAGUUUUGAGCUCUGGAAGGCUUUGAGUGUAUAGCUGCACCGAUCAUGUUCAUAAGCAUAGGGGAUCUCCUUGAAAACUCGAGCGGGUCCAACACUGUAACUUAAUAAGCACGCAAAGGAGCUUGCACAUGCAACAAUCAACCUACAGACCUGCUGCCCAGUCCGACUUGAACUUGGAUUACCGGUAUGUUUGUC